AUGAAAAUCACUUCAGUAGCAUUCCUCUCAUUGGGCUUGUCAGCAGCCACUGUCAUGGCAGCAGCAAUUGAGCCGCAAGCAAGCGUCAACGCUUCAAUUGAUGCCGUUGAAGAUAUGACUCCUUCACAAACAGUGGACGCUGUCAGAGAAGAUGUCGAUGUUGACCAACACCAUCCACCUCAUCAUCCACCUUACCAUCCACCUCAUCCUCCUCAUCCUCCUCAUCCAACUUAUCAUCCUCCUCAUCCAACCUAUCAUCCACCUCAUCCAACCUAUCAUCCUCCUCACCCAACCUAUCAUCCACCUCAUCCAACAACUUAUCAUCCUCCUCAUCCAACAACUUAUCAUCCUCCUCAUCCAACCUACCACCCACCUGACCAUCCACCUCCCCAUCAUCCGCCACCUGCUGAAAGGGAUGUAAAGGACGAAAACGAUGCUAAGGAUGUAGGCAACGAAGAUGCCAAGGAAGAUGCUGAGCCUGAUCAGCAUCACCCACCUUACCAUCCUCCUUAUCAUCCACCUCAUCAUCCACCUCAUCAUCCACCUCAUCAUCCACCUCAUCAUCCACCCCAUCACCCUCCUCAUCAUCCUCCUCAUCACCCACCUCAUUAUCCACCCCAUCAUCCACCUCAUCAUCCACCCCAUCACCCACCUCAUCACCCACCUCAUCAUCCACCCCACCAUCCUCCUCAUCAUCCACCUCAUCAUCCACCUCAAGAAGAUGAGCAAGACGACCAAUAG
Molecule: messenger RNA, 741 nt
Organism: Lichtheimia ornata
Lineage: Eukaryota; Fungi; Mucoromycota; Mucoromycetes; Mucorales; Lichtheimiaceae
Exons: 2
Coding region: 1-741 (246 amino acids)
Source: RefSeq, a predicted model, not a curated record